GCGGAGAGGGGGCAGCGGGCGAUGGCGGCGGUGGGUCGGCUGGGCUGGGUGCUCGCUGCACUCUGCCUAGGGAACGCCGCGGGGCAGGCGGUGCUGGGGCCACGAGUGCUGGGCUUGUGCCUGGAGGAGGACGGAGCAGAGGGCGCUGGGUUGCUCACGUCGGAGGCCACUUUGUGCCUGCGCCUCUUCAGCUCGGGCUUCGCCAACAGCUCCUGGACUUGGGUGGCCCCCGAGGGCGCAGGAUGCCCCAAGGGAGGGCGGGCCGCGGCGCCCACGGGCGAGUGGCGCGCGCUGCUGUGCUUGGAGCCGGGAGGCGCGGCUGCAGCGGCGGAGGAGGCGGUGCCGCCCUGGGCGCUGGGCCUGGGCCGCCUGGCCGUGCUGCUCACGCUGCCCGUGGCGCUACCCGUGGGGCAGCUCCUGGAGCUGGCGGCGCGGCCCGGGCGGCUGCGCGAGCGCGUGCUGGAGCUGGCGCGCGGCGGCGGCGACCCCUACGGCGACCUGAGCAAGGGCGUGCUGCGCUACCGCACCGUGGAGGACGUGCUCACGCCGCUCGAGGACUGCUUCAUGCUGGACGCCAGCGCCGUGCUGGACUUCGGGGUCCUGGCCAGCAUCAUGCAGAGCGGCUACACGCGCAUCCCGGUGUACGAGGAGGAGCGCUCCAAUAUCGUGGACAUGCUCUACCUCAAAGACUUGGCCUUCGUGGACCCCGAGGACUGCACGCCGCUCAGCACCAUCACACGCUUCUACAAUCACCCUCUCCACUUCGUCUUCAACGACACCAAGCUGGACGCAGUCCUAGAGGAGUUCAAACGAGGGAAGUCGCACCUGGCCAUCGUGCAGAAGGUGAACAACGAGGGCGAGGGUGACCCCUUCUACGAGGUGCUGGGCCUGGUCACCCUGGAGGACGUCAUUGAGGAGAUCAUCAAGUCCGAGAUCCUGGAUGAGUCUGAAGACUACCGAGACGCCACAAUAAGGAAGAAGGCCGUGUCCCUGACUGUCCCUCCCAAGCGCAAGGAGGAGUUCUCCCUGUUCAAGGUGUCCGACGAAGAAUACAAAGUAAAAAUUUCGCCGCAGCUGCUCCUGGCCACUCAGCGCUUCCUGUCUCGAGAGGUGGAUGUGUUCAGCCCGGUGCGCGUCUCCGAGAAGGUCCUGCUGCACCUGCUAAAGCACCCAAGUGUCAACCAGGAGGUGAAGUUUGACGAGAGCAACCGCCUGGCCGCACACCACUAUCUGUACCAGCGCAGCCAGCCGGUGGACUACUUCAUCCUCAUCUUGCAGGGCAGGGUUGAGGUAGAGAUCGGGAAGGAGGGCCUGAAGUUUGAGAAUGGGGCCUUCACCUACUACGGCGUGUCUGCCCUGACGGCGCCAUCCUCGGUUCCCCAGUCCCCGGCAUCCUCACGCCAGCCUGCCCGCCAGGACCUGCCAGCCGAGCCUGCCGACAGCACCCGCUCCUCCACAUACUGUCCAGACUACACCGUGAGGGCCCUCUCAGACCUGCAGCUGGUGAAGGUCACACGGUUGCAGUACCUCAAUGCACUCCUGGCUUCCCGGGCCCAAAGCCUGCCACCGUCUCCUGAGAACACUGACCUCCAGGUACUUCCAGGCAGCCAGACCAAGCUGCUUGGUGAUAAGGCAGCUGUGGCAGCAGUGUCCAAUCCCAGCAGGCCCAGUGUCCCAGUGGAGGAUAGCCCUGGGCGGAACCCAGGGCUUUAACUGCUUGUCAGACGCCCGAGCUGGAACGGACAAGCUCAAGGGGAUCUGGAGGGGGCCAAGCAGUAGCUUCAUACCACCCUGUCCCCGCCCUCCGGGCCAUGUUUUAGAUGGUCCAUGCAGGUGGGGCCUGGGCCACCUCAGUGCCAGGAGCCUCUCGGGAGCUGUUGGGGAGAGGGGUUGCCGGGCCCAGCCCUCCAGGCCAAUCUGGAAGGAGCAACAGAAACAGCAUCAUCUCUGGUCCCCAGGGCCCAGCCCCUGCUCUUCUGCUGCUGUGACCGCAGUGUAUUUAUACCUCUGUGUGCCGGGCUCCGUGUGUGUGCAGUCGCUGUCUCCCACGGCCGCCACUCAUGCCUGGCUCCGAGUCAGCCAAGCCCUGCUGCUGGCAGCACCUUCCCAGCCCACGGAGAGAACCGUGUUGGCCCCGCAUCCAGGCCACAGCCUUGUCCACAGUGUCCUCUCUCACUCCCCUCACAGUACCCUGUGCCAAAGCCAGAAGUACAGUUUCCACCAAUCGGUCCCUGAUCCUGCACCCUCCUGCCGCAGCAGGCCGCCCCAGUGUCUUGGGAGCCCUGAGCAGCAAGGGCAGUCUGCCUUGCAGGGCUUGGUCGCCACCCAGCACUGUCAGCCUUGUGUGCUGAGAGGUCUCCCAUGGGAGGAGGGCUCCUCCUGGCUGCAUCUGUCAGGCUGUCCCUGAGGCAGUCGCCUGUGGUGCCUCUUCUGUCCCCUCCCCCAUGGUCUGCAGAGGAGGCGCAGCUGGGCUGUGCCCAAGUACCUGCACACCUGUCCUUUGAUUAAGAAAAACCAAGGUUUUUCUUAGCUCUCCAAAACAGUUGCUGUUUGUCCUGCCCUCUUCCUACCAGUGCUGUUUUAUUAGAGAUGUGGGAAUGAGGAGGCAUUAGUCUUGUUUUUCUAAUUUGCCUAUGUUUCCUCUCAAAGUUCAGUUCAAAAUCUGGGCAUCACAGAGACGAGAGUCACAGGUGGAGAGGGAGGGAUGAGGAUUUCUGGAGCCUUUCUCUCUGGAAUUUGGGUCCUCCUAGAGGGGACCAAAGGAAACUUCUCCAGGAAUGGCUCUAGAACCAUCCCGGGGGGCAGGGAACUCUCCCAUCUUCUCUAUCCAGAGCAGUGGUUCUGAACCUUGGUUACACCUUGGUGUCACCUAGAACAAGGGGGUACCUGGGCCCACUCCUGGAACGUGGCAAUUCUGGGCCCAGAGCUUAAUUUUUUAAAUAGUGGUAGAUUCUCAGAAGAGUUCUGUAUCCCCUUCCCCCAGCUUCCCCAGAUGGUAACAUCUUACAUAACCGUGGUACAUUUAUCAGAACUAAAAAUGUAAUGUCGUGCAAUACUCCUAACUACAGACUUUAUUUGGGCCUUUCCAUUUGUUUCUAGUACCACCCUUUUCUGUUACAGGAUCCAAUCUAAAAAAUACCAAGUUGCACUUCCAGCUAUUUUUUUUUUCCUUUUUUUUGUUUGAAAUUAUGACAGAUUCAUAGGAAGUUGCAGGGCUAGAGGCCGCCUAGCCCCUUUAGCCAGUCCACCUCAACGGUCCCAUCUUAGGCAGUGCCACUACUGUCACAGCCUGGACUUAGCAUGGCAGGUUGUGGCCAGGGAGUUCCGCUUCAGUUGGCACACAUGUACUUUUGUCACUGCUGCCACUGUCCCUUAUGACCUGUCUCGUUUCUGUCACCAUGAGGCUGUCCCCUGGCCUGUCCUGUUGGAGCCACCCCCAGCCCUAACCCCUGCAACCACUAUGUUCGUCAUCUCUGUUAUAUUGUCAUGUUUGAGAAAGUUGUUGUAUAAAUGGAAUCACACAGUGAAACCAUUUGAGAUUGCCUUUUACUCUGUUCUCUGGAGCACAUCCAGGUCAUCGUGCAUGGCAGUGGCUCGUCCCUUGCUAUUGCCACACGGUCUCUCGUGGAAUAGUCAUUGUCCCCUCCAGGGAGAUCACUGGUGUCCAGUGUGGGGCUGUUCCAAAUAAAGCUGCUGUAAACGUCCACUGGAGGUGUGUGUGGAAGGAGGGGCGGGCUUUCUCCAGGACAAACUCCAGGCGUGCCGUGCUGGGUGCUGUGGUUGACCUGUGUUCUGGUAACGAGCCGCCGUGCUCUGGCACGCCUGCGCCAUCUUUCAUUCUUACCUGUACUGCAGGGUGAUCAGUCUCCAGGUCCUCGUGGCCACUCGGUGCCGCCACUGCUAUGUGCUUGCAUUGUCUGAUAGGUGUGUGGGGUCCUGCUUAGAGCUUCCCUUUUCCCUUUGGUGUAUGUGUCCAUGUUCUUUACCUAUUUGCUAAUUAUUUGACCAUUGAUUGGUUGGUUGAUUGGAGACAGUCUCACUGCAGCCCUGGCUGGCCCUGAGCUCACAGUCAUCCAUCAGCCUCCCAAGUGCUGGUGUCACAGGCGUCUGCCAACACUGGGCUUGUUUUGUUUUGAACUAAUUUGAUAAUUCCUGCUAUAUUCUAAAUACUAGAGUCUGUUUUUUGGCAUGCAGACAUUUUACCAUGGUCUGUAGUGUGAGGGUUGCCAUCUGAAAUGCCCUUGGAGACUCCUAAAGCUUGGUCCCUGUCCUGAGGCACUAUUGACAGAGGAGGGAGGUUAGGCCAGGGACUGUCCUGGGGGGCGACACUGGGACCUCCAUACCUUGUACUUCUGCUGUGACAUGUGUGGCCCAGAGUGACGGCCACACGGACACGGCUCCGGCCUGUGGAACAUGAGCCCAGAUGAAGCUUUCCUCUGAGCAGGCGAUGGCGGGCGCUGUCAUGGGCAGAAGCUGACGCUGACGGGCACAUUCAUCCUCCCCACAGGGGCUUUUA
Octodon degus (degu) is the source of this 4516-nucleotide messenger RNA. It is a transcript of the gene Cnnm3, whose product is annotated as cyclin and CBS domain divalent metal cation transport mediator 3. The record is from RefSeq and is a predicted model, not a curated record. Gene Ontology annotation, molecular function: transmembrane transporter activity. Gene Ontology annotation, cellular component: plasma membrane. Lineage: Eukaryota; Metazoa; Chordata; Mammalia; Rodentia; Octodontidae. The transcript has 9 exons. Gene Ontology annotation, biological process: transport; magnesium ion homeostasis. The coding region runs from base 22 to 1713 and encodes 563 amino acids.